Lobosporangium transversale is the source of this 1317-nucleotide messenger RNA. RefSeq lists its product as hypothetical. The record is from RefSeq and is a predicted model, not a curated record. The transcript is spliced from 4 exons. NCBI's taxonomy places the organism in Eukaryota, Fungi, Mortierellomycota, Mortierellomycetes, Mortierellales, Mortierellaceae. Bases 106 to 1272 code for a protein of 388 amino acids.
GCCGUCAAUUCUAACACUCAUAUUGCACGCUUGAUCACCUCUAUCACACAAAUAAUUCAUAGAAACUACAUAGCUACCUUCUUUUCUUUUUUCUCCCCAUAGGUUAUGCGCGGACGGCUGCCAGAAGCAUUUCCUACACCGUCCUUGCUUCAGGAGCUGACGGCUAUUAACAUUCAUACAAAUCCAUCAAAGCACAGUGCUGACGAGUUUGAUGGAAUUUACGAAGAGCAAGUUCUUCUUCAGACACUCGUUCGCGAAAUUACUGACGAAGCUCAUAGCUGCCUAUCGGCGUCAGGCAUCAAAAUUAGACCGUAUAUCUUGAACCAGCGUGAACAUAUCGCCUUGCUUGGUAUUGCCCAUUUGGUCCAGCAAGACAUGCGAGCGCUUCAAUACGAACUAUCGCGCGCCGGUCGGCCACCUGAUCAACGAGACGGGGAGUAUAAACCGGCACCUGAUUGGGAUGAAGACUAUCUAAAUAAGCUACUGGCUGAUUGGAAUGAACCCGUGGUUCUGGAAGCAGAUUAUUACCUGCUGCGAUCCAUGUGUCUAUACGACCUGGGCACAUCAAUCCAAGUCAAAGUGCUUGGUCCAGAUCGGGUUGAAAAGUACAUGAACAUGGCGCUGAAGCUGGCGAAGAAAGGCUCCAAUAUACUUCAAAGUGUAUUGGCGGAGGCUGACAAAUCGAUGGAUGAAUACUGGAGAUAUCCAACAAUAAUCAGCUAUAUCCAUCAAUACCAGACGACGAUGACGAUCUCAGAAAUUAGGAAGUUUGAAACAGUAGUCAAGUUACCGGCCUCUGAACAGCUUUUGGAGAAAGCUAGACAGCAGGCAACUCUAGCAUUGCAAUCGUUCUAUCUUGGCAUUCGACGAUAUCCAAGCAUAUCUAAUUCAUCUAACGAGUCAUUCAGGGACCAAGAAUGGAGCAACAUGGCUAAAACAGCUGAACUAUACAUACCUCUAGCAAACGACUUCCUCGAGCGCCAAAUAUGGACACAGCAUGUAGUCAAGCUCCUCAGCGGCGCGAUUCUUGAGAAAAAAACACGACGCGAUGAUCUGCUCAUAAGGAUUUCAAAAAUAUAUCUUGACUUUGCUCUUUCGAUCCACGAGCUGCCUGAGAAAUCUCUUGUCUAUCCGCGAGUCAGUCCAAUGUUUCAUGAGAUGCAACGUGCAGCACUUUCGGCUCUUGUGUAUGCCAAGCAUGCUAUGGAAAAUGCACGUUUAGAGGAUCUUCAGCCAGAACAUUAUUCGCAGGUAGGUGCCUUUGUAUUCUAAGUUGUACUCACUCAUAUGCCCACCAUCCUUUCAAUCUAAAGAUCG